UCAUGCUAAAAUAAAUAUACCAUUAUGAUUCCGUCAGACAUAGCUAUAGAUAUAGACGAUGAUGAUUUUGAAGAGAAUGGGCAAUCAUCGCUCGAACGACGAGAAUCUAUUAAAACCGAUACUGAAGAAUGCAAAAUAUCCAUAGUAAUCCCAGUAACCACCGAAGACGAAUCGAAACCAAGCACUUCCAGUGCCGAACCCCACAGUUCACAAAAUCCAUUGGAAAUAGCAAUUAAACUCACCAGGGAUAGUCGCCUCACAUCCCUGGAAGAUUUAGACCAACAGUUAACCCAGGAGCAAAUAAUGCUCUUUCAAGAAUUCGUCAGAAUACAAUCUCGCACCAAAGUAACUACAACUGAAAUAGCUGUAGGUUCCAAUGUAUUGGACGUACACACUGAAAUACCAGAUGUUUCCUUGUAUCCUCCUCCUCCCUAUGCGUCCCAUGAGAAUUCAAGACAGAUAUACAUGCAGCACUCAACUACAUACAGUGGACCUGCACCUUCUUAUUCAGAAAUGUAUGUGACUUUCACAUCGGAAAGAUUGAGGAACCAAUUCGUGAGGAAAGUCUAUUCUAUUCUAUCGAUACAGUUGAUGAUUACGUUUGGAUUUGUCUUACUUACUGUAUUGUACGAACCUGUUAAAACCUUUGUUUCGAAAACUCCAGUUUUGCCUUAUCUCUCCAUGGCUACAUUGGUAGGUCUUCUGAUAUUACUCAGUUGCUCUGUUCCGAUGAGGCGACAUUACCCAUUAAAUGCUAUUCUCUUAUUGAUUUUCACCCUAGCGUUUACCUAUACGAUGGCUUAUGUUGCUUGCCAGUAUUCUGAUAAAGCAGUACUGUACGCAACAGGUGGUACUGCUAUCGUAUGUUCGUCAAUCAUGAUCUUGGCAUGGUUAAACUUCUUCGACAUCACCACUUGGAAGUUCUUCUUGAUGGCAGCGUUUUUAAUCGUUAUUUUAGUGGGGGUAGUAAUGACGGUAAUAUUUUCCUUUGUGGGUGGUAGCCAGGUUUUUAGUAUAAUUUUUGGUCUUGUCAUGACUGUAUUCUUUAGUAUAUAUUUGUUAUAUGACACGCAAAAACUUCUUGGUGGAGGCAGAAUCGCCUUGUCCGAAGAGGAGUAUAUACUAGGAGCUAUAUCGCUUUAUGUAGAUAUUAUGCUUAUUUUUAAUUAUAUUAUGUUACUCUGUCUAAGACGAUAAUCUUAUGUUUUGAUGAAAAAU
Molecule: messenger RNA, 1218 nt
Organism: Diabrotica virgifera virgifera (western corn rootworm)
Lineage: Eukaryota; Metazoa; Arthropoda; Insecta; Coleoptera; Chrysomelidae
Product: protein lifeguard 2-like
Exons: 1
Coding region: 25-1197 (390 amino acids)
Biological process (GO): negative regulation of apoptotic signaling pathway
Cellular component (GO): endoplasmic reticulum; Golgi apparatus; membrane
Source: RefSeq, a predicted model, not a curated record